UUGCAUUUCGCAGCAUGGGCGGGAUGGGAUGAGACUCUUCGCACAAUGAUCGCAAAAGGAGCAGACGUACACGCUAUAGAUUUCUACGGGAACACGGCUUUGCAUGUGGCAGCCGCCCGGGGAAAUGAGGUUUCUGUGUCCAUUCUGCUCGACCAUGGUGCUGAUGUGAACGCAAAGAGCGAGUAUGGUAUGACUGCACUACAUUACGCUAGCUCUGAACAAAAGCCAGCAGCGAUAUGGGCCCUCCUUCAGCAUACAGAUCGCGUAUAUGCUCGAGAUUCUUGUGGGCGGACCCCGCUC
Messenger RNA from Mytilinidion resinicola, 300 nucleotides. Its product is annotated as ankyrin repeat protein. The transcript has a single exon. The record is from RefSeq and is a predicted model, not a curated record. Gene Ontology annotation, cellular component: cytoplasm; nucleus. NCBI's taxonomy places the organism in Eukaryota, Fungi, Ascomycota, Dothideomycetes, Mytilinidiales, Mytilinidiaceae. The annotation marks the transcript as partial. Gene Ontology annotation, molecular function: protein binding.